CUAAAAGGACUGGAAGGGAAAGCUUGAAGGGAAUACCAGGGGAGAAGACUGUUUUGUUUUCCCUGAGCAAUGAGGACAAUGACCCAGAGCCACACAGCUGCCAUAGGCCACAGGAUUGUGCAGGAUGAGGGAGGGCUCCAUUCCCUCUCUUCAGGUCAUCCUGUGAGGAGUGUGAUGAUCACAGGUAGCCGGGCUGACGUGGGCAUUUCCACGUCUUUCUCUGCUGAUAAAACCACAGGAAUAGUUGUAUGUGGUGUUCAGCCAAACUCUGGUGAGGAGGCUGGACUUCCCAACAGCCAAGUUACGAUGUUUCCUGAGGAUGACAUGGAAAUGACCAAACCCUCCCACGGAGCUUUGGCAGAGAACCCCCUGCAGGGCUGGCAGCCUGCUCCCUCCACCUCCACAGUCCUGUUCUCCAGUUACCAGGAUGCCAUGGAAGUGACCGCGUCUCACUCCAUUCAUCCGGGAAUUGGAGGAGAAUUCUGUGAGGACGGAUGGAUCCUGGCGGAGCAGGGUGGGCAGGAGGCUGCUGCAGGGGGCACAACAGUUGGUUUUGCUUUGGCUGAGGAUAUGGAGAUCACCAAAACUCACACAGCACAGGACCCACAGCCCAUUCCAGCCAUUCCUGCUGAUAAAACUGUUGUGUUUGCCCUCCACCAGGAUGACAUGGAAAUCACUGCAUCCCAUACUGCUACUGUUAAGAACAAUAUCGAUGGAUUUGAGGCCCACCCGAGCACUCAGCACUUACCACAGCACACACAGGCUGUGUUGGGGUCCUCCAGGGGUGACGUGGAUUCCUCGCAUACAAGAGACCUGAACUGUGAAUAUCCCACGAAACCUAAGGAUCAGCCCAGCAUUCCCUCUUCUGCUUCAUCAGUCUCAGCAUUUCCUAAUGAGAAAGGAGCCACCAAGGCCCCCAGUGGCACAACACCAGAUUCCAUUUAUUCUGUCUCACUUCCAGAAAACACUAUGGAUUUCCAGGCACCACAGGAUUGUGACCUUCCCAUGGGGAAUUCUGUCCCUGUAAGCAGGCAGCAGGAUCUCACACAGGCAGAAAACCUGCAGUCAAAGGGAGCAUCUUUGGAGCUCCCAGGUAAUGGUCCUGUGGAUUGCAGAGAAGGAAGUGGCGAUUUGGAAUCCCAUGUUGCCCUUCCCAUCCAGGGAUCAGAUCCUUUGAAGGGUUCCCCAGAUUCUUCUGGUACUUGGAGAAGCCAGGUAGUGAAAGAGGAUUUGUCUCAACGUGGAGAUUCAGCUCCAGAUUUGGGCUUGGCUGGAGCAAGCCUCGUUCCAGCUGCUAACAAGGAAUCCAAGGAAAAUGAGGAGCUGUCAGCCAAAGGGGAGACGCCUCCACAAGACCUUCAAAUAAACUCUGAACAAACCGAGCAACCUUUGGUCAGUGACAAUCUUUCACUGGAAUUAAUGGGUAUUUUAAAUGUUUGUUCAAAACUGAAGGAUCUGAGGAGGAAAUCUGCAGCUUUCUCCGUUUCCCAAACUGCUUUUCCUGACCAGUUGCCCAAAUCCUCAGCUCAGCCAGAGGAUACCUUGAGGCUGGGAAAAACCACUGUCAGUGAGGCAAAUAACUCCUCUGAUAGCAAAGAGCAGGAGAACACAGGUCUGGAAUCUGGAGCUGCUCCCACAAGCAUGGCACCUCAGGAUAAAUAUCCAGGAAUAAAUAUCCCUCUGGGUAUUUUCCAGCCCAAAUUGCCAAACAGGAGAAAUUCUUCUGUUUCCACUGUACAAGACACAAAUGUGAAAUCAGACAGAGCAGAAGCCCCAGUUCCAGUAAGUGCUGGGGAAACCCCAGGUAACAAAUUCACCAGGCAGAACUUCAGCCCCUCUCACUUCAUAGCAGAAGAAUUUCUCCCUGUGUGCCUGGAAGAAAUGGAUUCCAAUGAAUCUGUCAGCUCUGAACUCGUGGAAAAGGUUUGUGAGGACAUAAGCAAAAACCAAAUCUGCCACCAGGAAGAGGAUCUG
Molecule: messenger RNA, 1974 nt
Organism: Lepidothrix coronata (blue-crowned manakin)
Lineage: Eukaryota; Metazoa; Chordata; Aves; Passeriformes; Pipridae
Product: protein CASC5-like
Exons: 1
Biological process (GO): protein localization to kinetochore; attachment of spindle microtubules to kinetochore; cell division
Cellular component (GO): nucleus
Source: RefSeq, a predicted model, not a curated record